This is a messenger RNA of Gossypium raimondii (Peruvian cotton), 1832 nucleotides long. Its product is annotated as high-affinity nitrate transporter 2.1. The coding region runs from base 50 to 1642 and encodes 530 amino acids. Gene Ontology annotation, molecular function: nitrate transmembrane transporter activity. NCBI's taxonomy places the organism in Eukaryota, Viridiplantae, Streptophyta, Magnoliopsida, Malvales, Malvaceae. Gene Ontology annotation, biological process: cellular response to nitrate; nitrate transmembrane transport. The record is from RefSeq and is a predicted model, not a curated record. Gene Ontology annotation, cellular component: plasma membrane; plant-type vacuole membrane. The transcript is spliced from 3 exons.
UCUAAAAACAACAAUCGAAGUAUUUCUUUGGUAAUAUUUUUGUGUGACUAUGAGUGACAUUGAGGGAUCCCCAGGAAGCUCCAUGCAUGGAGUCACAGGCAGGGAACCGGCUUUCGCCUCAUCAGUUGCUUCGCCGAUGGUCCCGACCGACACAACGGCCAACUUCGACUUGCCGGUGGAUUCCGAGCACAAAGCCAAAGUGUUCAAGCUUUUCUCCUUCGCCAAUCCCCACAUGCGAACGUUCCACUUAUCGUGGAUAUCGUUCUUCACUUGCUUCGUCUCCACCUUCGCCGCCGCACCCCUCGUCCCCAUCAUCCGCGACAACCUCAACUUGAAGAAACAAGACGUCGGCAACGCCGGGGUCGCUUCCGUCUCGGGGAGUAUAUUCUCCAGGCUCGUGAUGGGCGCGGUUUGCGACCUCUUGGGCCCCCGCUACGGGUGCGCAUUCUUGAUCAUGUUGUCGGCACCGACCGUCUUCUGCAUGUCGUUUGUUGCCGACGCGGGGGGUUACAUUGCGGUCCGGUUCAUGAUCGGGUUCUCGCUCGCGACGUUUGUCUCGUGCCAGUAUUGGAUGAGUACGAUGUUCAAUAGUAAGAUCAUAGGGCUGGUUAACGGGACUGCAGCCGGGUGGGGUAACAUGGGAGGUGGUGCAACCCAGCUUUUAAUGCCAUUAGUUUAUGACAUUAUACGACGAGCUGGUGCUACUCCAUUUACCGCAUGGAGAAUUGCUUUCUUCAUUCCUGGAUGGCUUCAUGUCAUUAUGGGGAUCUUGGUGUUAACCCUUGGUCAAGAUUUGCCUGAUGGGAACCUUAGCAGUUUGCAAAAGAAGGGUAAUGUUGCUAAGGAUAAAUUCGGAAAGGUGCUAUGGUAUGCUGUCACAAAUUACAGGACCUGGAUUUUCUUCCUUCUCUAUGGCUACUCUAUGGGAGUUGAAUUGUCGACUGAUAAUGUCAUUGCUGAAUAUUUCUACGACAGGUUCAAUCUCAAGCUCCACACAGCAGGUAUCAUUGCAGCCACCUUUGGUAUGGCAAACCUCGUGGCUCGUCCCUUUGGUGGCUACGCAUCCGACAAAGCUGCUCAGCUAUUCGGCAUGAGAGGCCGGCUAUGGGUCCUAUGGAUCCUCCAAACAUUCGGAGGUGCCUUUUGUAUCUGGCUAGGCCGUGCUAAUACACUCCCCAUUGCUAUCUUGGCAAUGAUCCUCUUCUCCAUCGGAGCCCAAGCCGCAUGCGGUGCCACAUUCGGCAUCAUCCCCUUCGUCUCACGACGGUCCCUGGGGAUCAUCUCCGGCCUAACCGGCGCAGGUGGCAACUUCGGGUCCGGUUUGACGCAGUUGAUUUUCUUCUCAACGUCGAGGUUCUCGACCGCCGCAGGUCUCACGUGGAUGGGCGUCAUGAUCGUGGCUUGCACCUUGCCCGUCAGCUUGGUCCAUUUCCCGCAAUGGGGAAGCAUGUUCCUUCCGCCGUCGAAAGACGUAGCGAGAUCAACCGAGGAACAUUAUUACUCGUCGGAGUGGAACGAGGACGAAAAGAAAAAAGGCAUGCACUCAGCGAGCCUGAAGUUCGCCGAGAAUAGCCGGUCGGAGCGCGGGAAGCGCGUGGCUUCCGCACCGACACCGCCUAAUACAACCCCGUCCUAUGUUUAGUCUCCAACCCAAGAUGAAAUAUUGCAAGUAAAUAUUCAUCUUUCUUGUUCACUAAUGAGAAACGUUGUAUCUGUUUUCUUCCUAUACAUCUUUUGUUGGUUAAACCUAGUUGUUUAUGUGCAACUACGUGCACCUAAACCAUUGUAUAAUAUAUAUAUUAAUAAAUAAAAUUAAGUGAAUUUAAUUUUAA